AUGGCGUCGCCGACUGAAGACCUGCCGUUGCCUGCUAUUCCUUGCAUGCGUGGUAUUCGCAGAGGAGGUCCUCUCGGUGGACGGGAGCAUGUGAAGAUAGGUUUGCCACUACGUUAUAUUGAUGCAUUAAUUAGUUUUGUGCUGAUUGAGAUUGUUUCGUCGUACCGCGACGCAGGUGAUCCUGUGGGCAGUGAGCACAAGUAUGUUCUUCCGACCAAAAAAGUCACGUCUGCGGAUCAGAUGGCUCUUUGGGAGAAAUCAGACGCUUAUCAUAAAAUCAAUGCCGACCCCUUUGCUUCGUUUCAGGAAUAUGUGGGUUUCAUCCUGGCACUGAACGACUCAGUAACCGGGAAAAGCUUGUCCACGAAUAUCCACGUGAGCGAAGCAACCACCAAGACACUUGCAAUCCUUGACACAUUGUCCACCUGGAUAGACGAAAUCCCUCCCAUUAAUCAGCCCCAGCGUUUCGGCAACAAAGCAUUUCGCGACUUUUACGCUCGAGCUAAAGAAAGAUGCCGUGGUUUGAUCGAAUCUCAUCUUCCGGACUCACUCAAAUCAGCCGCGGAAGAAGUCAGUCUUUAUUUGGAAGAAGGGUUGGGCAAUGCGACUCGAAUCGACUACGGUACCGGUCACGAAAUGUCUUUCGUGAUGUUUAUGUGCACGUUGUUCCGGAUCGGGUUCUUGAGUGACGAAGACAGAGCAGCCGCGGUUUUGAAGAUUUUUGCCAAAUAUUUGGAGUUGGCCAGGAAGCUUCAGAGGACCUACAUGAUGGAACCUGCCGGAAGUCACGGGGUUUGGAGCUUGGACGACUUCCAGUUCAUCCCGUUUAUUUGGGGAUCGGCUCAGCUGAUCAAUCACCCGAAGCUUGAACCGAGAAGUUUCACGAAUGCAGACACAGCGGAAGCUUAUGCGCAUGACUAUCUUCUCAUGAGCUGCAUCAAGUACAUAAACGACGUAAAAACGGGUCCAUUUGCGGAACAUUCCAAUCAACUGUGGCAUAUAAGUGGAGUUCCCACGUGGACCAAAGUGAACCAAGGUCUGAUGAAGAUGUACAAGGCGGAAGUUUUGGCGAAAUUCCCCGUUAUCCAGCACACCUUUUUCGGUUCCCUCUUUAAGCUCGAGCCCUGUUCUGAGCUAACUGGUCGUCCGAAAUCCACCGGCAUGGCACCUCCGAGAAUAUAAUGCAGUUUUCUAACAAAAAAUAAAAAAUAAAAACUGAUGUUCUGAAGAAACUGUGCAUUGUACAGUGAUGUUUCAUCAUACUUUUUUUUGCGUGUCCCGUUGCGUUGAUUGGUUCGAGAAGUGGUACUUCGUUUUCAUUACCCGACCUUUUCCUUUGAAAAACUGGGAACCAAGUAUGAAACCAAGAGAUGGCAGGUUUUUUGUCGUUUUUUUUUUUUGUGGGCAUCCUGAUGAUUUUCAGAUAUCGGUCAUGUAAUUGGACCGAAGAAACUUCCUGAUUGUUGAAUGUACUUUUUAUUCUACUUUUCGAGGUCUUUGGAACUCGCAAGUCAUCAAGAAAAUGUCACCAGCAUCUGCUCAAAUCUGGCAUUGCUACCUAUUUUUGAUAGCGUGAAAAUGUAUUAAAUCGCAGAUGUUGAUGGGAUACUUUCGGAAAUGAUUUGUUGAAACCAUUGAUGUUAAUCAUGAUGAGAACUAGGAAGAAUUGCGAGAAGAAUUUCUUGUACAGUAGUUCAAUUUUUUUUUAUAAAUAAGGAUCCUCUAAAUUGGAUUGGCAAGUUUCCCGAGGCUUUGUUGCAACUUGCAUUUCGUACGAAAUUUGCGCGCACAGUCACC
This is a messenger RNA of Notodromas monacha, 1797 nucleotides long. The record is from the annotation of a GenBank genome assembly. Lineage: Eukaryota; Metazoa; Arthropoda; Ostracoda; Podocopida; Cyprididae.